AUGGCGGACUUGUCAGCAGCCACUCAGUCCCCGUCUGCGCGCCGAGAGCCCCCGCCUCGGGGAGGGAAGGCGCGGGGAACAGGGGCCGGGGCUGAGGGAGCCCCGGGGAAGGUGGCAGCCCCCGGGGACGGACGUUUGGAAAAUUCCUUUGUUUCUUCCUCUUCCUCUCAGCCUGUAUCUCUAUUUUCGACCUCACAAGAGGAAUUGAGCUCUCUUUGCUCUGAUGAGCCACCUUCAGAAAUUUUGACUUCCUCCUUUCUUUCAUCUUCUGAAAUACAUAACCCUGACCAUACAACACUCCAUGGGAAAAAAAGUGAAGUGUUAGGCAGCCAGCCUGUUAUAGCCAAAGAAGGAAAAGCCCACUUGGCUCUUCUAGAUACGAACAAGAUGGAAAAGCCUCAGGGGACCAGUAAGGACAGAGCAGAGUCUCCAGUUUCUCUUGCACCAGGAGUUCCUUAUAACUGCCCCUCCAUUCCAACCAGUUUCCCAGAACAUCCUGCUUUUCUCUCAAAGGAAGGUAGUCAAGUAGAAGACCAAGUAAAUAAAGACCAAGAGUCCAAGAACCCAAAUGAGGUUCCAAGUAGGGAUAAAACUGCUGAAGAUAAAGAUGACAGGUUCACUUUGCUAACAGCCCAGGAAACGCCCGCUGAGCAUUCUAAGGCAGAAGGCAUUUGUACAUAUUCCGUGUCCCCAUCUGGAGUUUCAAGUGGUGGUAUUAUAGAGAAAGUCUCCCCUGAAUCACCAUUCGAAGUAAUUAUUGACAAAGCUGCAUUUGACAGAGAAUUUAAAGAUUCGUAUAAGAAGAGCACAAGUGAUUUGGCUAGCUGGGCAGUGCACAGUGAUAGAGAAUCACCUACAGACAUGUUGGAGACUAAUGACAAAUUGUUUCCACUGAGAAGUAAAGAGGCAGGACAUUACCCAACCUCUGCAUUGCUCACUAGACAAUUUUCACACACAACUGCAGCACUGGAAGAGGUCUCUAGAUGUGUGAGUGAUAUGCAUAAUUUUACUAAUGAAAUACUGACAUGGAAUUUGGUUCCCCAAGUGAAACAGCAGACUGACAAAUCUGAUUAUACCACAGAAAAUACAGGACUUAAUAGAAAUGACUGUCCUUCAGAAAUUCCAGUGGUAAACCUUAAAAUGAACAAUCAUCAGAAAAUUCCUGUAUGCUCUAUUAAUGGGAGCACUGCCAUAACCAAACCCGCAGGUGACUGGACAAAAGAUUCUCUCCCACAAGAAAACACUGAAAUUGGAAAACCAGUAAGAGACUGUCUGAGUCCCGUAGAAGGAGUCAGUGUGAGAGGUGUGCAAGGCAAUGCACAAAGACAAGAUGACAUGCUUUCAGCAGUACUUGGAUCUCCACACAAAGUGGUUACAGCGAAAGUGGUUUUAUCUGAUGACCACCUGAAGGAUGAAAUAAGUUGGCAGAGCUCAGUGCUAGGAGAAACCACUGAGGCUGAUAGUUCUGGUGAGUCUGAUGACACAGUUAUAGAAGACAUCACAGCAGACAGAUCAUUUGAAAAUAACAAAAAACCUGUUUCCACUCCAGAUGCUGUUGUGAAAACAGAUGAAAGGGAGAUCAAGGAGAUUCCCAGUUGUAAGAUGACAGAAAAUAAAACCUCUAAAAAUUCUAAAGAGCCAAUCAGUGACUCUGAGCUGCAUCAAGUUCUGCCUGAUAUUCUUGGAAGAAGUCCAGUUUAUGAGGAAAUGUCUUCACAGGUACCAUAUACAAACGUCAUAUCGAAAGACAGGAAGCAGUCAGAUACUGUGAGUGAGGUUGCUCCUGGAAACCUUAUUACAACUGACAACCCGAAACUUCCUUCAGCAGUACCUCCAAAUGCAUUUAAUGAGACAAAAUUCUCACUAAAUGUGAUGGCUUCUGCCAAUUUGGAGUCAUUACAUGGAAAACAUGUUAAAGAUGUAGAUGAUUCCUCCCCAGAGGAUUUGAUAGCAGUCUUUACAGAAACCAGAGAGCAAGGAAUAGUAGAUAAAGAGGAAAGAAAUAUCUCUGAAGCAAUAUCAGAAAAGACGACAGACUUUAAAAAAACUCUUUCUUUAGAAGUCUUGCAUGAAAAUGAGUCAGGCAGUUUUCAAAUUGAAAACUUUAAAAGAAAAUACAUUGAACAAAGCAAAGAAACAAAUGGAAAUGAGAUUCUAGGUGUUUUCCCUAACCAGGUUCCAGUGGCAUCUCUUGACCUAGAACAAGAGCAGCUCACAAUCAGAGCCCUUAAAGAACUAGGGGAAAGACAGGCUCAGAAGUCAGCUUCUGCUCAGGAAGAAGAAUUUCCUUCUAAAGAAAGAUUUAAGCAAACAUUUGCUCCAGAAUCCUGGCCACAGAGACCGUAUGAUGUUCUAGAAUAUACAGAUGUCACGAUUGGAUCUGAUCUUGGAAUUUCCAAAAAGCCCACUCUUUUCAAAGAAACUAGGGUAGAUGUUAUUUCCAGCCUUAGCAAGACUGAACUGGUAAACAAGCAUGUCCUAGCAAGACUUCUGACAGACUUCUCAGCGCACGAUCUGAUUUUCUGGCGAGAUGUGAAGAAGACUGGGUUUGUCUUUGGCACCACGCUGAUCAUGCUGCUUUCCCUGGCAGCUUUCAGUGUCAUCAGUGUGGUAUCUUACCUCAUCCUGGCUCUUCUCUCUGUCACAAUCAGCUUCAGAGUCUACAAGUCUGUCAUCCAAGCUGUGCAGAAGUCAGAAGAAGGCCAUCCAUUCAAAGCCUACUUGGACUUGGACAUUACCCUGUCCUCGGAAGCGUUCCAUAAUUACGUGAAUGCUGCAAUGGUGCAUGUCAACAGGGCCCUGAAGCUCAUCAUUCGUCUCUUUCUGGUGGAAGAUCUGGUUGACUCCUUGAAGCUGGCUGUGUUCAUGUGGCUGAUGACCUAUGUUGGUGCCGUUUUUAAUGGAAUCACCCUUCUGAUUCUUGCUGAGCUGCUCGUUUUCAGUGUCCCAAUUGUCUACGAGAAGUACAAGACCCAGAUUGAUCACUACGUUGGCAUUGCCCGAGAUCAGACCAAGGCAAUUGUUGAAAAAAUCCAAGCAAAACUCCCUGGAAUCGCCAAAAAAAAGGCCGAAUAAGCACAUGGAAACCAGAAACGCAACAGUUACUAAAACAUCAUUUAAUAGUUAUAACUUCAUUACUUGUACCAUGAAGGAACAUGCUCAGUGUCAGCUUGAGCCUGCAUUCCAAGCUUUUUUUUUUUUAAUUUGGUGGUUUCUUCCCUCCUUUCUCUUUACCCUCAGUAUCAAGCACAAGAAAUGUUGGAUUGGAAAAAGAACUGAUACCUUAGAGCCCAAAAGAAUAAAGAAAGAAUCAAAUUAGUAGACUAAAUCAUACCUUAAUGGUGAUAGAGGUUUUACCUGUAGCAUGAAAGAGGAGAAAUCAAAGGUGAGAAAAUGAAUGCUAGAAUAAAUUUCUCAGGUCCUUCUAUCCAGUUUAAAAGAACUAGUCUUACGCAGCACCCGUUGUGGUUUCACCCUUAUUUUUAAGUUACAAAAUAAUUAACUUAUGAAGAAACUAUUUGAGGUCAGGAGUGGGAUUUCUUCCCUUGGGUUUUUGGAGGCCCUCCAGUCCCAUCUUCCUGCCUCACACUGUGAGCAGCUAUUCCUAAUAUUCCUCCUCUUAUAACUUUCAACUCUGAAUAACUUAUAGGUGAUAAUGGUAUUUCCUGAUUCCCACAAAUCUGGAAGUAAGAGUGGAAAGAGAACCUGGGAUAGGUGAAGGGAGGGAGGGGCAGGGGCAGGGGCCAGGAGCGCAGCCUGGGCUGCCUGCCCUCUGCUGCUCUUCUCUAGAGGGAAGGGCUCCAGUAGCUGGGAGGGAGGUAACCCUGUCAUUCAUUUCUCUUGGAUGCCAGUUCUUAGCUUUCAUUGGAGAACAUAUUCUCAAGUGUGCUUCCCCUCUCUUCCUUGCCCACCUCAACUUGAGUUUAAUAAAUAUGGUUGUACUUUUAUUAUGAAAUAAAUGUCUGUAACUGCUGUACACUGCUGUAAACUUGUUAGAGAAAAAAUAAUCUGCAUGUGUGCUCCCCAAUUAUUGUUAAUACUAUCUCAGUCUGGGUGGGGGCAUUCUCAAGAAAUGAACUUACAGAAAUACAAAAGGCCUUUUUAUCCUUUAUCACUUCCUUUUCACAUGCUGCAUAUUUAGCAUUUAUUUCCCUGUCAGUUUAGCCUAAGGACCAAAGCCAGGCUGGCUUGAGAGGAGAUCGUGUGUAUUUGUGGUCCAUGUGGAGUUUUAACUGCUUUGAAGAUAUCUUAUGGGUAUAUGUUAUUGUGAGGAAUCGUUCCAUUUUCAUAAAAUGGCUCAGCACCUCUGCCGUGGCCCAGGGUGCUCCUUUGGAGAGUAUUUUCCAAGCAGUUUUAGGUGAGGGUGACCAGGCAGGGCCAGAUUGUGUUGGUGGAUUUCGUACAAUCGAAGGACAGCAGAGGAACUUGUGUUGAUGCCAUGUGGAAUGGGACUAGGUCUGAGUUUCUUCCUGCCCUUCCACAUGGAAGUCAGUCAACUCAGAAGUAGUCGCAGGAGUUCUCAGAUUGUAGCUCAUAAUCCUGCCCAUUCAGAAGGGAUUGUGAGCUAGGACUUUUUAAGUAAAGGCUACAAUACUUGAUGGUCCCAGAGUACUGCACUUCUUAGAAAGUGGUAGAAAGAAUUUUCUUUCUACUUUUUGGAAAAUUACUUAGGAAUUUAAAUGAGUACAAGAUGCCCUUGCCUUACUCCAUUUUCUCAGCCUCAUUUCCUUUUGAAUUCUUUGACUGAUUUUCUGUGUAGUAGGAAAGUCACUCUCCACUGCGAUCCUUCGCUCUCCCAGAAGUCAUGCACUGGUGGUCCCCUUCCAAAGGACCUCUUUCUGUACUGGAAGCUGCCAUACCUGGCUUUUUUCUUUUGUUGCUGCUGUGUUGAGAUAAUUGGAGAGAUCUUUAUUCCAUGCAGGAAUCUUUUUUUUUUUUUUAAGAAAAACCUAUGGAUAAAUUACUGAUGAAAUCAUGUGUGCGUGUCUAUGCGUGCAACAUAAAAAUACAGUAGCACCCAAGGAGCUUGAAUCUUGGUUCCUGUAAAACUGCAAAUUGAUGUGGUUAAUUUAAAAAUAAAGAACACAAUGACUGUGGUGUCA
This is a messenger RNA of Fukomys damarensis (Damara mole-rat), 5102 nucleotides long. RefSeq names its product reticulon 3 (gene Rtn3). Bases 1 to 3075 code for a protein of 1024 amino acids. Lineage: Eukaryota; Metazoa; Chordata; Mammalia; Rodentia; Bathyergidae. The record is from RefSeq and is a predicted model, not a curated record. Gene Ontology annotation, cellular component: neuron projection; postsynaptic density. Gene Ontology annotation, biological process: endoplasmic reticulum tubular network formation; neuron differentiation; brain development. The transcript is spliced from 10 exons.